GCAUGCUAUAACUUUCACCUUUGACAGUGACAGCUGACUUGACAUCUGUCCACAAAUUUCAUUGCUACAAAGGUUGUAAAGUUAUAAACAAUGACUAGUGUUGCUUCAGAGGCACUAACCUAUAAAAGGGAACAAGCUCACUAGGGCAGGUUCAUCAGAAGGGAAGGGAUCAACAGGUGAAAGCAGAAAUAUAAAAUGCCAUGUACAAUGUACAUACUCGUAUAUAUCCCUAUACACAACAAAUUUUAACAAGGGUAUGGGAUCCAUAUAUUUGUAAUAAAAAACGGGUAUUCCGAAUUAUUCCAAUAUACUCCGAAAUUACAUUCGCUCAAUACCACGUCUAAUUUUUAAC
Molecule: messenger RNA, 352 nt
Organism: Acanthoscelides obtectus
Lineage: Eukaryota; Metazoa; Arthropoda; Insecta; Coleoptera; Chrysomelidae
Source: the annotation of a GenBank genome assembly